UUGAAAUGGUGGAUGAUGGCUACUUGAAAACUGUUUCACUCUCAGCUGUUUACCCACUCGAGUGUCGUUUUGGCAUCUUUCCUUGCCAAGCCACUCGAUGUGUUCUCUAUGGCUUGGAAUACUUGACUUUCGUUUUGAACAAAGUUGCCAUUGAUGCUGUUAGCGAGCACCUUGUUGGUAAAUGUCUGAUCGCAUCCAUCGUCAAACGGAAGCCGCAAUUGACUGUUGUUUUUUCCGUACCUCCUGUCAUCAACUUGAACGAGUUUAUCCUACUUCAAGUAGCGAAGAGUGUGCGGAUGAUUCCACUCACGGAUAAUGAACCAAACGUGCCAGAAGAUCCUUUGAUUGAAGACCCCUGCAUUGCGUAUCGCACCAAGGCAUCAGUGAUGGACGGCUUGAUUUUCAUUGCGGGAUUCAAGUGUUCCCAACGCCCACCUGCCUCAGAAGUCACCGUCGACGGGAUUUACUUAGGAUACAACGCCAAGGAAGGAUGGUCUCGUAUGCGUCUUGACAGCAGCGUUGUUCGUCGUCGAAAAGUUCAAGUCAGGAUGAUCGACUAUGGAAAUACCGUUGACACUGUUUGGGAAAAGGGUUUGUGGGAUCUAAAGGACAUGUCUCCCGAAUUAGCCACUAUUCCUGUUCACCAAUCUGUCGUUCUACCUCUCAGCUGCUUGUGUGCCCGCGUUAUAAGUUUGAACAAAAUUGAUGUGCAGUCAACUCCAGCAACUGUGCAGUCGUUUGCUCGCCGCCACCUUUAUCCUUAUUGAUGCCUCUCUUUAUAUUUUGUUGGACAAGUGGCUUGGUAUUUGAAAUUCGUUGUGUACGUUCCUUUCCUCGUUUCCCUUUCUGUUCAAACUUGAAAUAUUUUUGGAAAAAAUUG
This is a messenger RNA of Daphnia pulicaria, 880 nucleotides long. RefSeq lists its product as uncharacterized. The transcript has 3 exons. The coding region runs from base 6 to 767 and encodes 253 amino acids. Lineage: Eukaryota; Metazoa; Arthropoda; Branchiopoda; Diplostraca; Daphniidae. The record is from RefSeq and is a predicted model, not a curated record.